GGGUACCAGAAGAUGCUUGAGUGGUGACACCUCUUUCACAAUGCAAGUUACGAUUGAAAUUCAUUAACUAACAUCCCCUUCCUCACCCUGAUCUCCAAUAGACUUCCUGUAACGCUUGGAAGAACGGGUCAGGGGAGAAGGGUUGAAGGUCACCAUGAAGCUAAAGCAGCGAGUUGUGCUGUUGGCCAUCCUCCUUGUCAUCUUCAUUUUCACUAAAGUUUUCCUCAUUGACAACUUGGACACGUCAGCUGCCAACCGGGAGGACCAGCGCGCCUUUCACCGUAUGAUGGCGAGCCUCCACGUAGAGCUGGACCCCCGGCUUGACCAUACGUUGCAGUCCCCGUGGGAGAUUGCAGCCCAAUGGGUUGUGCCCCGGGAGGUUUAUCCUGAGGAGACACCUGAACUAGGGGCUGUUAUGCAUGCCAUGACGACAAAGAAAAUAAUAAAAGCUGAUGUGGGCUACAAAGGGACCCAACUGAAAGCUUUGCUAAUACUUGAAGGAGGACAAAAGGUUGUCUUCAAACCCAAGAGAUAUGCCAGGGAUUAUGUAGUGGAAGGAGAACCAUACGCUGGCUAUGACAGACACAACGCAGAAGUGGCAGCCUUUCACUUGGAUAGAAUUUUAGGUUUCCGACGAGCUCCGCUGGUGGUCGGCAGGUUUGUGAAUCUACGUACGGAGAUCAAACCAGUUGCCACAGAGCAGCUUCUGGGUACCUUCAUGACCGUGGGUAAUAACACUUGCUUCUAUGGCAAGUGCUACUAUUGUCGGGAAACAGAACCAGCCUGUGCAGAUGGUGAUAUCAUGGAGGGAUCCGUGACACUGUGGCUGCCGGAUGUCUGGCCUCUUCAGAAGCAUCGGCACCCGUGGGGUAGGACUUACCGUGAAGGCAAACUUGCCAGGUGGGAGUAUGAUGAAAGCUAUUGUGAUGCUGUGAAGAAGACUUCACCAUAUGACUCGGGCCCUCGUCUCCUUGAUAUCAUUGACACCGCUAUCUUUGAUUAUUUGAUUGGGAAUGCUGACCGCCAUCACUAUGAGAGUUUCCAGGAUGAUGAGGGAGCCAGCAUGCUCAUCCUCCUGGAUAAUGCCAAAAGCUUCGGAAACCCUGCCCUGGAUGAAAGAAGCAUCUUGGCUCCUCUUUACCAGUGCUGCAUCAUCCGGGUUUCUACCUGGAACAGGCUCAAUUACCUGAAGAAUGGAGUACUGAAGUCUGCCUUAAAAACUGCUAUGUCGCAUGACCCCAUCUCACCAGUGCUUUCUGACCCUCAUCUGGAUGCCCUAGAUCAGCGGCUCCUCAGCAUUCUGGCUACAGUGAAGCAGUGCACAGACCAGUUUGGGCCAGAUGUUGUGCUGGUGGAAGACAGGAUGACACUGUCUCAUUUGUAAUGGUAGUGGAACACAGAUGAAACUCCUUUUUUAAAAACAAACAAACAAAAAAUGGAUAGAAAAACAGCACAAUCAGUUCGGAAAGGCUUUGGCCAAGAUGGACUGAAAUGAACAGGAAAGCUUCCGAGCCAGAGAAACAGAGGUGACGCUGGCUUUUACCUUGGGCUGACAGCAGUGAGAGGUGGGAAGUUGGAGCCUUGGACGGCUCAGUACCUGUAAUGGCGUCUGGGGUGUUGUGAUGUGUCCAUUGCCGGCAGUGGACAUGGCAUGGGAUAAAAAUGGCUCUUGGUGUUGGUGGAAGUGUGUGGAGUACAGACACUAAUUUGUGGACUGAAUCUAGAGGGGACAAAUGGAGAUGAACAUUAUGAUCCUCUCCUCUUCUCUUCCCCACAUAUACUCUUGUGAGUUUUUGUCUGAUUCAGGGUUGUACGUAAUCAGCUGUGAGCUGGUUAGGCAUUUUUCUGCUU
Messenger RNA from Mesitornis unicolor (brown roatelo), 1851 nucleotides. It is a transcript of the gene FAM20B, whose product is annotated as family with sequence similarity 20, member B. Lineage: Eukaryota; Metazoa; Chordata; Aves; Mesitornithiformes; Mesitornithidae. The coding region runs from base 155 to 1384 and encodes 409 amino acids. Gene Ontology annotation, biological process: protein phosphorylation. The transcript is spliced from 7 exons. The record is from RefSeq and is a predicted model, not a curated record. Gene Ontology annotation, molecular function: phosphotransferase activity, alcohol group as acceptor. Gene Ontology annotation, cellular component: Golgi apparatus.